AUGAGGUGCCAGGCUGCCCUUCCCACCCUGCUGCUCCUCACCCUGCAGCUCUCAGCUUGGGCAUCUGCAGCACCGGGCUAUGUGGUCACCUGCCCAGCUGUCUUCUACCACCCCCACACCACGACCCUGUGGGUCCAUCUCAGAGGCCUCCACGAGCCUGCCCAGGUGACCAUCCAGCUGCUGAGAGCAGGCGAGACCCAGAGCAUCACCCUGCUGGAGAGGGAAGUCCAGGAGCCUCGUUUGCACCUGAACAUCACCUUCCCUGCUCCAGCCCCUGCCCACGGGCAGGAGGAGCUGGCAGAGCUGCAGGUGGCAAUCCAGGCAGAGUCCCUCCAAGUGUCCGAGAAGAAGAAGGUACUGCUGAAAGCUCUGCAGCCUGGCAUCUUCAUACAGACAGACAAGGCUGUCUACAAGCCUGGGCAGCAAGUGAAGUUCCGAGUGGUCUCCUUGGAUCACGACUUGGUUGCCAGCAAUGAGAAGCUCCCCUUUGUGCUCCUCAAGGACCCCAGUGGGAACCGCAUCGCACAGUGGCAGGAGGUGACCCCGCAGCAGGGCAUCGUGGAGCUGUCCCUGCCCCUGGCUGCAGAGCCAGCCCUGGGCACCUACACCAUUGAGGUGGAAGGGAAGACUCAUCCCUUCAGCGUGGAGGAAUAUGUGCUGCCCAGGUUCGAGAUGAGCAUUGACCUCCCCCAAGUGGUGCUGGAGGAGGAUGAGGAGUUCCAGCUGAAGAUCUGUGGACGGUACACCUAUGGGAAGCCUGUCCAGGGGAGGGUCCAGGCCACCUUGUGCGAGGUGCCCAGGCACAGCAGGUUGGUGCCCAGGCCCAGCAGGUUGGUGCCCAGGCACAGCAGGUUCAUUCCCAGACGCUCCAGGGUCAUGCCCACAGCUGGUGAUGCUCUCCCAAUAUACAACUGCCUGGAGGUCAGCGGGCAGACUAAGAAGAAUGGCUGCUUCUCCAAGAAGAUCUCCUUGGCUGCCUUCAACAACUCUGGGUCCAUGCAUAGGAAGCCAAUUAAGGCCCAGGUGUCGCUGGUGGAGGAUGGGACAGGGCUGGAGAUAAAAGACACCAGAACCUUGCAGGUCGUACCUGAAACCUUCACCGUCACCUUCGAACGCGCCGACGGCUUCUACAGGCCUGGCAUCCCCUACACUGGCAGGAUGCUGCUGAAGAGAGCCAACGGCACCGCGCUGCCGCAGAAGCAGCUCUUGCUCAUCGUCAGACAGCAAGGAGGAGAUGUGAGACAGACCCUCCUGACAGACUCCUCAGGGAGGGCCUCCUUCGAGCUGGACACCUCUGGUUGGACUGGCACAGUCUCCUUGGAAGGUGAAGUCAAGCAGCCACCUGACAGCAAGGAGGAAGACUUUCCACUGCUCUACCACAGUGCCUACAGGAGGGUCAGCUCCUUCUUCUCCACAAGCAAGAGCUUCCUGCAGCUGCGUGACGUGGAGAGCCAACCAGCCUGUGGGCAGCCCCAGCAGCUCUGGGUGGACAUCAUCUUCAGCAAGGAGGCCUUGGGCACUGAGGUGGACAGCCUGGAUGUGGUCCUCCUGAUCCUGGCCAAGGGCACCAUUGCCACUGUCCUCAGGAAGGAGCUGCCUGCAGAGCCUGGGCUGAGAAGCUUCUCCCUGGAGCUGCCCAUCAGCCACAGGCUGGCACCCGAGGCCAAGGUGGUGGGCUACGCCCUGCUGCCCAACGGCGAGCUGGUGUCUGACAGCACCGAGCUGCCGCUGGCCCAGUGCUUGCCCAGCAAGGUGAAGGUUGCAUUUUCAGAGGGCAGGGCUCUGCCUGGCUCAGAGCUGCAGCUGCAGCUGGAGGCUGCCCCAGGCUCCCUCUGUGCCCUGCGUGCCCUGGACCGCAGUGUGCUGCUCUUGAAGCCCGAGGCUGAGCUCAGUGCAGAGCUGAUCUACAAAGCACUCCCUGAGUUCCACUACCCUGUGGAGGCACAGGAGCCUCCACGCUGCUCCUGGGACUAUGAUGAUUCCAGCAUGGAGACCCACAAAAUAUUCCAGGGUGCAGUGCUGAAGCUUUUCACCAACGCCAGGACUGGUGAUGACUGCAAGGAGAGGAUCCCUGGCUGGCCUGGGCUCCUAGGUCCCAGAGGUCACAUCCUGAGCUCACCUCUGGCAGGUUCUGCUCCAGAAGCAAGCAGGAACUGGGACUUAGACCAUGACCAUGCUGUCCCCCAAAAGCCCCCAGCACCCCGGAGCUACUUCCCAGAGACCUGGCUGUGGGACCUGGUCCCUGUGGGGGAGAGCGGCUCCGCGGAGCUGGCAGUGACAGUGCCCGACACCAUCACCACCUGGGAAGCUGGCAUGUUCUGCACGUCUGCACUGGGCUUGGGGCUGGCUCCUGCCACCACCCUGAGAGCCUUCAAGCCCUUCUUCGUGGAGCUGGCACUGCCCUACUCCGUGGUGCGCCAGGAAGCCUUCACCCUGGUGGCCACAGUCUUCAACUACCUGAAGCAGUGCCUGCGGGUCCAGGUGAGGCUGGGGGAGUCGCCGGAGCUGGAGGUGUCGGCGAAGGCAGAGGGGGAGUACAGCAGCUGCGUCUGUGCACACGAGGCCAGGACCUUCCACUGGGACAUGAGAGCCACCAGCCUGGGGGAGGUGAACAUCACCAUCAGCACCGAGGCCCUCAGCUCCGCUGAGCUCUGCGGCAAUGAGCUGCCCGUGGUGCCAGCCCAGGGUGCUGUGGACACCCUGAUAAAGACUUUGCUGGUGAAGCCUGGAGGGAUCCUGGUGGAGAAGGCACACAACUCCCUGCUCUGCCAGGAAGCCACUGAAGAAGUCUCCCUGGAGGUUCCUGCAGAUACCUUGGAAGGCUCCGAGCGAGCUCAGGUCACUGUGAUGGGUGACAUCAUGGGCAACGCCCUGCAGAACCUGGGCCGCCUGCUGGCCAUGCCCUCUGGCUGCGGCGAGCAGAACAUGGUUCACUUCGCCCCCAACAUCUACAUCCAGCAGUACCUGGAGAAGAGCAGGCAGCUGCACCCCGACCUCCGUGCCAAGGCCCAGAGCUUCCUGCAGAGCGGGUACCAGCGAGAGCUGCUCUACAAGCACAGAGAUGGCUCCUACAGUGCCUUUGGGGAGAGUGAUGGAGUAGGCAACACCUGGCUCACAGCUUUCGUGCUCAAGUCCUUCGGGCAAGCCCGAGCCUAUGUGGCCAUCGAGGAGCGGCACAUCGAGGAUGCACAGCGCUGGCUGCAGGAGCAGCAGCAGCCGCAGGGCUGCUUCCGCAGCGUGGGGAAGCUCUUCCACAACGCUCUGCAGGGCGGUGUCUCGGACGAGCUGUCGCUGUCAGCCUAUGUCACCGCUGCCAUGCUGGAGCUGGGGCUGGCCCCGACGGACCCGACGGUGAGCUUAGCCCUGCAGUGCCUGGAGGACUCGACCACCGACGACCUCUACACGCAGGCGCUGCUCGCCUACGUGCUGGGGCUGGCAGGGCGCCGGGAGCAGCAGCAAGCCCUGCUGAAGAGCCUGGCCGAGCACAACAUCAGCGCAGAGGGGCAGCUGCACUGGCAGAGGAAGGGGAAGGCUCUGCCCUCCUCGCAGUCCUCCUGGGCUUCUGCCGCCCCGGCGGAGGUGGAGAUCACUGCUUACGUCCUCCUGGCUUACCUCAGCCAGCCCCAGGUGUCCUCUGCCGACCUGGGCACCGCGGCCCAAAUCGUUCGCUGGCUCAGCAGGCAGCGGAACCCCUACGGGGGCUUUGCCUCCACGCAGGACACGGUGGUGGCCCUGCAAGCCCUGGCCAAGUACGCUGCCCUGACCUACGGCGACAACGGCGACUUCGUGGUGACAGUGACGGCCCCGACGGGCACCAGGCAGCACUUCGAGCUGCACAACAGCACUCGGCUGGUGCUGCAGCAGGCGGCUCUGCACCAGCUGCCAGGCACCUACAGGGUGCGAGGCCGCGGGCAGGGCUGUGCCCUGCUGCAGGUGACCCUCAGGUACAACGUGCCACCCCCUCCCAGCCCGGGGACCUUGCACCUCCACGUGGAGACAAAGCCCAAGACGUGCUCUAGGGACGCCCAUGCUCGCUUCCAGCUGCUCCUGCGGGCACGGUACACCGGGGAGCGUCCCAGCACCAACAUGGCUGUGAUCGAGGCCAGGCUGCCGUCUGGCUACAUCCCGGACAAGGAGUCAGUGAUGGAGCUGAAGAAGCAGCAGCUGGUGAAGAAGGUGGAGGUGCAGCCCGACCAGGUGACGAUUUACCUGGACCAGCUGACUAAGGAGGAGCAGACCUUCAGCUUCGUCGCCACGCAGGACUUCCCAGUGAAGAACCUGCAGCCAGCCACAGUGACGCUGUACGACUACUACGAGACAGAUGACCGCACGGAUGCUGCCUACAGUGCUCCCUGCAGAUCAGGGGCAGAUGUCCUGGAGAUGUCCUCAGUACUACCAAAAGGGCAGAGCUCGAACUCGCCAGAAGCAGAAGGGCAGAGCUUGGUGCCAGGACAACCAAAAGGGCAGGGCUCAGGUUUGGGGCAGGGCUUUGGUUUUAGGCAGGGCUCAGGUUUGGGGCAGGGCUCAGGUUUGGGGCAGGGCUCAGGUUUGGGGCAGGGCUCAGGUUUUGGGCAGGGCUCUGGGCCACCUGAAGUGGACAAACUACCAAUACGAUGGUCUUGGCCACCUUCUGGUCUCAUUGUGGUCCUAUGCACACCAGAGCCCAGCGGCUGA
Molecule: messenger RNA, 4674 nt
Organism: Pogoniulus pusillus (Red-fronted tinkerbird)
Lineage: Eukaryota; Metazoa; Chordata; Aves; Piciformes; Lybiidae
Product: alpha-2-macroglobulin-like protein 1
Exons: 38
Coding region: 1-4674 (1557 amino acids)
Cellular component (GO): extracellular region
Molecular function (GO): endopeptidase inhibitor activity
Source: RefSeq, a predicted model, not a curated record